AUGACAUCCGAAAAGGAAAAGAAUCUAGCCUCUCUCCGCGAGUCCAUCGCCAACCUGGAAGCACAGCAGGCACAGCUGGAAUCGGAAAUAGCGUCGACAACGUCCCAACUCAAGUAUGUUCUUUUGAUUCCAUUGGAUACUAUGGCUCCAGCUAUGAAUUCUGAGCCAUGUUCUAUUUUCCCCUUCACGGAGAUAAAUGAUCCCUCGGCAACAGUCAAACGCCAUAUUCGUCUCUUGCAUGACUACAAUGAAAUCAAGGAUGUCGGACAGGGAUUGAUGGGACUGAUUGCUGAGGAACGGGGUGUGCGACAGGUUGAAGUUGAGAGGGAGUUUGGGGUUGAGGAGAAGGAUUGA
This is a messenger RNA of Penicillium nucicola, 354 nucleotides long. RefSeq names its product SWI5/SAE3 family protein. The coding region runs from base 1 to 354 and encodes 117 amino acids. Gene Ontology annotation, cellular component: Swi5-Swi2 complex; Swi5-Sfr1 complex. NCBI's taxonomy places the organism in Eukaryota, Fungi, Ascomycota, Eurotiomycetes, Eurotiales, Aspergillaceae. The record is from RefSeq and is a predicted model, not a curated record. Gene Ontology annotation, biological process: meiotic DNA recombinase assembly involved in reciprocal meiotic recombination; double-strand break repair via homologous recombination; meiotic joint molecule formation. The transcript is spliced from 3 exons.